Messenger RNA from Ictidomys tridecemlineatus (thirteen-lined ground squirrel), 395 nucleotides. The record is from RefSeq and is a predicted model, not a curated record. NCBI's taxonomy places the organism in Eukaryota, Metazoa, Chordata, Mammalia, Rodentia, Sciuridae.
UAUAAACACGAUCCCUUUCCUAGGGCAUGGCAGUGGUGUGAUUGUCUCUGGGCAGCCUCUGUGACAUAGCCACUGGCACCAUGAAGAUCACUGGGGGUCUCCUUCUGCUCUGCACAGUGACCUAUUUCUGCAGCAGCUCAGAAGUUGCCAGUCAACCUUUAAAAACAGAGGUGGAUUGCAGCAUUUACAAGAAGUACCCAGUGGUGGCCAUCCCCUGCCCCAUCACAAACAUGCCAGUUUGUGGUUCUGACUACAUCACAUAUGGAAAUAAAUGUCACUUGUGUAUCGAGACCUUGUAAGUAUCACAUGGGAAGAAAAAGUUCUGGGACCAGGGUUCUCAACUACAAUCCAUUCUCUUUCCAGGAGCCUGCUUAGCUCUCUAUAAACUACACUGA